UUCAGGAUCAAAUCUAUCCGAACCCCUCCCUUAUCAGUUUCAUCGCCACUUCUCUACCCAAGAAGCAAAUACACAGCGCCGGGGAUGACAUGGCAACCAAACAUUCACUACAACGACUCUCGUCACCGUCACGCGGUGUAUCACCUGCGGUUCACAUUCUGGGGUUAGGGUCAUUUAUUUACAGCUACAAGUGGCUAGUAGAACACCCCAACCCGAUCAAUCAAGCAUACGGAUGGCAUUUUCAAUACCUGACCAUCAUUGGUCUGACGCUAUCAACGACGACGUUUAUUCUGGGGAUUCUGGCCGACAUUUCGUUGUCGAGAGCGCUAUUCACAGCCAAGAAUGUGAUGACUCUGACGGCGGCGCCGCUAGAAGUGCUCAUCUCGUUGCUAUACUGGGGCUUACGAGCCAUCGACCCGGCCUUGGUCGUGCCUCCAGAACUUGAACUCCCCUGGCCUGCCGACCUGUCCUUUCACCUGGCCCCGACAGUUUUCUUGCUGCUCGACAUCUUGCUCCUCUCUCCACCCUGGUCCAUUAGAGCCCUCCCAUCUCUGGGCCUCAGCUCCGCCAUCGCCAUCGCCUAUUGGCUCUGGAUCGAGUUGUGCUUCUCCCACAACGGCUUCUACCCUUAUCCGUUGUUCGCCCUCUUGCACUUCUCUCAUAGGGUCCUCCUAUUUGCUUCGUGUGCCGUCGCCAUGGCUGGUUUGACUUCCGCGUUGAAGACCGUCUACGCCUUGGUCAACGGCGUCGAUAUCCCAGCUGAGAGGCCGGUCAAGCUUCAGCGCAGGAAAUAGAUGAUCACUGGGACCUAGAGAUCGUGGCGGGACAUAUUUUACCAUUCUCAACACAAUACAUCAUAGACGGGCUAGAGACCAUUGGAUUGUGGUUGUCAUAAGAGUGAGAGAUUGUUGGAUUUCCUUUCAUACUCAAUGCCGGAUUAGACAGCUCGAGAACGCUAAUAUAGAUGAUUAGAUACCUCCAAGAUAUCUCACUACAGCUCAAUCACUGAAUAUCGGAGUAGG
Exophiala mesophila is the source of this 1022-nucleotide messenger RNA. RefSeq lists its product as uncharacterized. NCBI's taxonomy places the organism in Eukaryota, Fungi, Ascomycota, Eurotiomycetes, Chaetothyriales, Herpotrichiellaceae. Gene Ontology annotation, cellular component: membrane; endomembrane system. The record is from RefSeq and is a predicted model, not a curated record. Bases 90 to 794 code for a protein of 234 amino acids. The transcript has a single exon.